This is a messenger RNA of Bombus huntii, 3494 nucleotides long. It is a transcript of the gene Hpr1, whose product is annotated as THO complex subunit 1. Gene Ontology annotation, cellular component: THO complex part of transcription export complex. The coding region runs from base 472 to 2466 and encodes 664 amino acids. Gene Ontology annotation, molecular function: protein binding. The transcript is spliced from 10 exons. NCBI's taxonomy places the organism in Eukaryota, Metazoa, Arthropoda, Insecta, Hymenoptera, Apidae. The record is from RefSeq and is a predicted model, not a curated record. Gene Ontology annotation, biological process: signal transduction; mRNA export from nucleus; regulation of DNA-templated transcription elongation.
UCAUUCCAACAUUGCGUCUAACUUGCUGCUAGGUAAUACUAAAAAAAUGGUCGGAAUACAAAAAUUAAUAACAAAACAUAAACAAAUAUUGUUUUGAUAUCUCUGCAGUAACGCCCUCAGUGGCGGAUUGGAGAAAUGCAGGUCGUCGUAUAAUCGUGACGUCCCCUACCACGGGAUAUAAUCAUUGACUAACCUCAUUCAAGCGAUACGCCAGUAGUCAAUCAUCGUAGCCACAGUAAUCAAAUUUUGUUUACGUUCACUGCCUUGUCUUGUUAGAUAGACUAUAGACAAAUUUUUUACAAUUCAAUUUUCGGACAGUAUCCCCUAGCAAGUGUUGACGUUGAGAUCUGCUUGUACGAUUGUGGUAUAAGCGUAGAUCUUGAUAGUUUAUGAGAUACUUGAUAUGUAGUAGAAAGAUAUUGUUCAUAUUUUAAGAUAAAAGAAUAUAAUUAUAAAAAUUUGUUUUAUACAAUGGCCAUGUUCGAAGUUUUAAGAAAAGAAUAUAGUGAUUAUUUGCAACAGUGUUUUAAGCUGUCAGAUAUACAAAUAUUUCAAAAGAAAUGCGUCGAACGGUGUACAAAUGAUAGUGAUAGAAAAGCUGCAAUUGAUCAAGCAUUAAGAGAUACUCUUCUUGUAAUAUUAUCUGAAAAUCUAUCAAGUAAUGUGCCUCUGCUUGAGACUUACAUUACAUUCUGCAUUGAAUUAUGCAGAAAAGACUUAGCAACUGCAAGUAUGCCAGUGAUGCUACUUGGUGAUAUAUUUGAUUCUAUGACACUCGACAGAUGCGAACAGUUGUUUACUUUUGUUGAGAACAAUGUGGUUGUGUGGAAGGAAGAUUUAUUCUUUAGUGCCUGUAAAAACAAUUUGUUAAGGAUGUGCAAUGACUUACUUAGAAGGUUAUCUAGAUCACAACAAACUGUAUUUUGUGGAAGAAUUCUUUUAUUUCUGGCUAAGUUUUUUCCUUUUUCUGAGAGGUCUGGUCUUAAUAUUGUUAGUGAAUUUAAUUUGGAGAAUCAUACAGAAUUUGGCUCUGAAAAAUCAGAGGGAGACGAUUUGGAACAAAUAACUAAGGAUGAUGAUAAAUCAGAGACUAAAGUACCAAUUGAUUAUAAUUUAUAUAGAAAAUUUUGGGCACUUCAAGAUUUUUUCAGAAAUCCCAAUCAAUUAUACCUAAAAAUGCACUGGAAGAUAUUUUCAACGCAUGCUUCAAGUGUACUGUCUGCAUUUUCAUCUUUUAAAUUGGAAGAACAACGUAAUUAUCCUUCAACAUGUGUUAAAGUUGAAUCUUCCAUGGAGGGAUCUCACAAGGAAACCCCUUAUUUUGCAAAAUAUUUAACAAAUCAAAAAUUGUUGGAGCUACAACUAUCUGAUUCAAAUUUCAGACGAUAUGUAUUGCUGCAAUUUCUCAUUCUUUUCCAAUAUCUUAAUAGCACUGUUAAAUUUAAAGCCUUCCUUGCCAGUGGCUAUGAGACAAGUGAAACACAUGAACUAAAGCCUGAUCAAGUAGAAUGGGUAAAAGGAACCACAGAGCAAGUAUAUGCCUUACUGACAGAAACACCUCCCGAUGGUCCAACAUUUGCAGAAACUGUUAAAAAUAUAUUGAAACGCGAAGAGCACUGGAAUGCUUGGAAAAAUGAAGGAUGCCCACCAUUUAAAAGACCAACUCCAGAUUCUAGCGCCGACAUAGAGGAAUCAAAAAAACCAAAGAGACCAAGGCGUAGAAUUGGAGAUGUCAUUAGAGACGCUCAAGCAGUAGGAAAGUACCAUAUGGGAAACCCAGAACUCACGAAAUUAUGGAACUUAUGCCCCAAUAAUCUUGAAGCAUGUAAAUCUAAAGAAAGAGACUUCCUUCCAUCUUUAGAGACAUAUUUUGAAGAAGCUAUUAUGCAAUUAGAUCCUAAUGCAAUGGUAGAAGAUGAAUACAAGAAAGUAAAUGAUGGGAAUUUUGGUUGGCGAGCAUUGAGAUUACUAGCUAGACGUAGUCCUCAUUUUUUUGUCCAUGGGAAUUAUCCUAUUAAUAAAUUACCUGAAUAUCUCGAAACAAUGAUUAAAAAAAUCGCUAAAGAUAGGCCACAGACACAGUCGGAUAUAAAAUUAGAAACAGAGGAAACUCCACCGCCAGAAGCGAACGAUCAAGAAUUUAACGAAGAUGUUCUCAAGCAAGAGAGUGAACAAGUUGAAGCCGAAAAUACGGAUACGAAAGGACGAAAAUUGACGAAAGUGACACCUGAUAUGGUGGCGAAAUUAUCAGAAAUUCUGAAAAACGAUUGGAAAAAGUUAGCAACCAAGUUUGGUUACACGAGUGAAGAGAUUACAUUUUUUCAAGGGAAACCAACGCCGUACGAGCAAUGUAAAAAUAUGUUGGAAAUUUGGGCGGAAGAAGAUGUAGAUGCAUCGAUGGAAAAUUUAGCAUAUAUUUUAGAAGGUUUAAAAUUCACGGAAGCGCUUGCUGUUUUAAAAUCCUAAUUACAUCGUGAAAGAGAUAAUCUUAAAAAAUGAGUGAAAUCGAUUCGCCAACAAGCAUGCUGACAACCUAAAGGUAUAGACCGACGUUCUCCCUACUUAAUCGUAAUAAAUUAGUUUAACGUUAGUAAUAUAUCGUAUCUUCGAAUUAUAGACACUGACUUAGACUCGAUUUAUGCUCGAUGUAAAAGCAGAGGCCAAUGACGAUUAAGACAGCGACAGCUCGCGGAAUGGUGUAUACAACGUGUUUCUUUUCCAACGAGAACUAUACGUAAGUUAUAAAAUAUUGCUACAUAUACGCCGAAAUAGUUUUAGAAGCAUAUUCCACAACUGUUCGCGAUUGUUAAUCCAAUUUCUAAAUAAUCCUUUCAUCGCAUAUACAUACUGUUACAUUUAUGGGCCUGUAGCACCGUAAGUAUAAGUACUUACAUCCUUACUGUACAAUCAUGCAAUUUACUAUCGCACCAAACGCGUCUGCCGCGAAUUGUACACAGAGCAUAAAUCUGGAUUCCGGAUGCAAAAAACUCAAUCAUCUUAUACGGAAUCCUUUAUUUAUUUGUUUUUUUUUUUUUUAAUCGAUUCGUUUCUUAUAUCUAACAUACACACUCAUAUGUAUUGGCUAAAGUGUAAAUGUAAUUCGAUUGCGGAUAUGAAUUCCGACAUUUUUAUUAGGCAGUUUUAUUAGGGCAGUCGUUAGUUUACGUUCUGCUUUUUCUGCAAUUUUUUUUUCCUUUUUAUUCUUUUUGUUUCGUUCUUUAAUCCCUUAAACAGUAAAUUAUGACUCGAAUGGUGAACAUCUUUGACCACGCUUCAAAGAAUCUCCUCUCGUAGCAGCGUUCUAAGUACUGGACGUUUAUCGUGACGUAGGGAACUUCUAAUAGCGUCGAGUUGGUUGACGCGCGUCGAAGAAACCGGUGAUGUCGCGUUUUUCCGACGCUCGAUAACGAUGACGGAUUAAGAGUACAGGCGAGUAGUCGAUAUGAAACACUGAUGAACGAUGUCUAGACGAUCAGUCUUAUUUCUUAAAGAGA